CUCUCGCUCCCGGAAGGGCGGCGGAGAGGGAAGCGGGGAUCGGGGCCGGUUCGAGCCUCCCGGUCCCGUCCCGGGCCCCGAGCGACGCCGACAUGACCCUCGCCGUGUUCUUCGGCUGCACCUUCAUCGCCUUCGGGCCUGCGCUCGGGCUCUUCCUCUUCACCAUCGCCCGCGAGCCGCUCCGCAUCAUCAUCCUCAUCGCCGGGGCAUUCUUCUGGCUGGUUUCACUGCUGCUAUCCUCCCUCAUCUGGUUUAUCGCGGUUAAAGCCAGUGACCCCCGCGAUGAAGCACUGCAGAGGGGGCUCCUGAUAUUUGGGGUGAUCUUCUCUGUGCUGCUGCAGGAGGUCUUCCGCUUCCUCUACUACAAGCUCCUAAGGAAAGCCAUUGAGGGGCUGGUGGCCCUCAGUGAGGAUGGUUGCUCCCCCAUUUCCAUCCAGCAAAUGGCAUAUGUGGCUGGCGUGGGCUUCGGGCUUAUGAGUGGCGCUUUCUCCAUGAUCAAUCUCCUGGCAGACGCCUUAGGGCCUGGCACCGUGGGCAUCCAUGGGGACUCGCAGCUCUACUUCCUGACCUCAGCUUUUAUGACCAUGGUGCUAAUUUUCCUUCACACCUUCUGGGGGAUCCUCUUCUUCCACGGCUGUGAGCACCGGCGCUGGUGGGAGAUAGCUGCAGUUGUUGUCAUGCACCUUGCUGUUUCGGGGUCGACGUUUUGCAACCCCCUGUACGUGGGCAGCCUGGUGCCCUCCUACUUGCUGAUGGCCAUUGCUGCUGUCUGGGCUUACCUGCUCUCCGGGGGAUCUGCCCAGAACGUGCGGCGCUUUCUGCUCUGCCUACACAGUGGAGCCAGCCCGCAGCCAGGAUCCUGAGGCCCUGUGGGAUGUUCCUGUCUGCAGCCACCCCUGCCCUCACCUCCAUCCUGGCAGCAAGAACAGCCAUCACCUUCUCUGCAAUACUUUUUCUCCUGGACUGAGGGACCCUGGCCAGUCCCCGCGGGGCAGGUGCUGGGGUCCAGCUGUGGCAGCCAGCCAACUGGUGUGGCUGGCUCGCUCCAGUGCCCUUUUGGGAGCCCUCAGACAGCUUAGUUUUGGGGGACCCGGCUUUGCUGGCCCUACUGUGAGUGGAGCCCCAGUUAGCCUGCCUUGGAAGGAUGCUACCUUGGACUGCUGGAAGCCUGAGCCCAAAGAAACCCAUUUCUUCUACCCCCCACCACAGAAGACGUACUGUCCCCUGUGCCAGAGAGGGAACCCCACGUCGCCUCCUCACUGCAGGAUGGAGGAAGUGGCUUUGCAAAGUACUACGGCACUUUGGGUCACAGCUGACCGCUGUGGUGCUACUUCCCCCACCUCUUUGCCCAUCUUCACUGCCCUGGGAGCCACGGCCCCGGCACUGGACUGCAGUUGCUGCAGUGAUCCAGCAUCCUGGUGCAGUGAGGAUGGUGCUGGGGGACCUAGGGGGACUGACAGCACUUGGGAUGGGAGGACAGGGAAAAGACCAAAGCACCCAGCAGAUGUGGAGGGUGGUGGAGGGCUCAGGGAGAGAUGCAACCCUGCAGGUGGUGCCGGCACAGCUUGGGGAGAGGGUUCAAGGGGCCAUUCUAGGGGAUAUUGCUCUCUCCUGCACUUGUAGGGUCAUUUCCAGGCAGGCACUGGCCCUGAUGCUGUGCCACAGGGCUGGGAAGGAGAAACUGCUAUCAGGCUCAGGGCUGAGAGGGCAGUUUUAUCCACAGUGGGCUUUUGUACCAAUAAAAGGAAGUACCACAGACAAGCAGGUGUUGCCGUCGUGGGGAGAGCACAAACACCCUACAGCAGUGGUGGCUUACGCUGGUGUGACACGGGUGGGUCUGGCAGUUGCAGACCCCAGUUGCCCAGAGGUCUUGCUUUUGCA
Cuculus canorus (common cuckoo) is the source of this 1881-nucleotide messenger RNA. Its product is annotated as gamma-secretase subunit Aph-1b. Lineage: Eukaryota; Metazoa; Chordata; Aves; Cuculiformes; Cuculidae. The coding region runs from base 93 to 863 and encodes 256 amino acids. Gene Ontology annotation, cellular component: endoplasmic reticulum; gamma-secretase complex; membrane. The transcript has 7 exons. Gene Ontology annotation, biological process: Notch receptor processing; positive regulation of catalytic activity; protein processing. The record is from RefSeq and is a predicted model, not a curated record. Gene Ontology annotation, molecular function: protein-macromolecule adaptor activity.